GUUCAGUACGAGCCCGUGCGUCGGCGGUGGCACACAUUCGCGAAUUCCCGCCAGGAAUCGGAGAAAACGCCCGCGAGAACUCCCGCGCCGCAACGCGCGGGAUUAUUUGUUCAUUUAUUUAUUUAUCUCGUAUGCACGACAGAUUAUCCGUUGCUUAUAAAAUAUACAGAACGGCUCGAUGCGGAGUACUAGAAUGAGUAAAGAAAAGAUAAGAUAACCGCGAGUCCUUCAAUUAAUACGAUAAAUCUUUACCGACUCGACGACACAGUGAAACGUAUAAUCAAAGCUGUCUAUUGAAGGAAACCGGGACCGAGAAGAUCUCUGUGAUAUUAUCGGUAGGCCGUGGAUUUCAUGGAUUCGCGAUCGCGAGAAACGAGGAUGUGUAAUUUCAAACGACCGGAAGAUUAAAUACUAUUUAAGAACGAUCGUGCAUCUCGUUCUCAGCGCACCGAAGUUAUUCGACAAAUAAUUCUGUAUACAUGAUUCAUGUAUUAAUUAAUUAAAUAGUACAUAAUUCUGCAUUAAUAUCAAUAAUACAUAAUUCUGCAUCUUUCGCGAUCGACGUGAAGACGGUGUUCAUUUCGCGUGAAGAUCCGAUCCGCGGUCCGAUUACAGCCGCGUUAACAACAAUUAAUAGAUAAUAAAUAAUAAUUACGCACGUACGAUAAACAAUAAUUAGCGGCGCGGUAAACGCGCGUUUCUAAACAUUUUCAUCACCGGCACAGAGAUAAGAGGAGAGUACCGUGAAAACGCUGCGCAUUCAUAUCGUCCGCCGAUCUAACGGUAAUCCCAUCGGAUCCGCCGAGAAAGUGAAAAAGCCGUUAAUGCUUAAUCUUGAAAAAUUCAUACUAUCUGGAAUGACUGUACGAUUACCUUGUUCCGGCUUCGGGGAACGAGACGCAACGAUUGCGCGUUAAACGCAACGUUUAAAAGAGAUCGGGUCGCACGACGGGCGUCGCUCGUUGUUUUCCCCCGAUGUUCGUCCACGGAUCGUCGAAUCGACGCGAGAUGCUCGCGACAGUUCUCGGAUCGGUUUCCGCGUGAGAAAAUGCGGCGGUCCGCUAGGAACACGGUGAACACGACGGGACAGGGUUAGACCGGCAGAGGCUCGACUUCGCUUCGUUUCGUUUCGUUUCGUUUCGUCGCGGAUCGGCGAGUCUCGUUUCCCCGGGCGGUCGGGGAAAGGACUGUUGACCGGGAGCGCGGGCUCUCGUUUACGGGAGUCACUGAUCGAUAAUUUGAUCGAGGGGAGAAAAGUGACCGCGAGACGACGAGAGUGACCGGGAGACGACGACGACGACGACGGCGGCGACGGCGACGGCGGCGGCGGCGGCGAGAAGAAAUCGCUCGGAAGAAAAGUAUGCAGCUACUUUCCAGUUUCAUGGCGAGGCAUCUGAAGCGAGGAACAUCCUUGAAAAAAGGAAAACGCGAAGCUGCGGGCGGAGGAAACGGUGUUGGUAAUUGUCCAGCUUCGGCAGGGGGUGCGGCCAGGAUCGGCAACGGCACCGCUGGUUACGGUACUGCACCUGGGGGUGGCAAUAUGACCCCCGAGGAUCUCGCUCCCGAUGAAGAGUUUGCUCUCGCCAUUACACAGAAAGCUCAGAGGGAGGCAGAAGCAGUUCGCGGCGCAUUGUAUCUGAGUGCAACGCUUGCGAUCGCAUGGAUAAUUGGAGCGGCGGGUCUGUCGUUGGCGUGGCUGGUGUUGGUCCUGGCGCUGGCAGGAACGAUAUUUAAAACGAGGGUGUCCAGAUUGCUGCAAUCGACGAUCCAACAGGAACUGGGAAGGCUGCGCCGCAGAAGGGCCCUGUACAAGGACGAGACCGCGGAGUGGUUGAGCUUGUUGCUCAACAAAUGGUGGAGAUUCAGUGCAGCAGGAAUAUUUUCCUUAGCGAAGGAGAGACUGGAGCCAUUGUUAAACGAGGCUAAACCGGGAAUACUAGGGCCACUGGAGCUUAGGGAACUGACUCUCGGCGAGCAGACACCGUACGUGACCCGGGUACGAACAUUAGAUUACACCAACGACGAUGACAGUCUCGAUGGUCAAGCCGGGCAAACGAAAUUGUCGAUCGAGGCCGACGUGCGGCUCGAUUGCGAACAAUUCCGUAUGCUGAUAACGACGAGAUUAUUCGGCAAAGGGGUCGGCAUGGACGUUGAUUUAGCUGUGGAGAAACUAUCUCUCUCGGGAACGAUUCUCGCCACCCUGACCCUUAACUCCAUGGCACCAUUUCCUCACGCAACCUCUUUAAGCGUGAGUUUCGUGGAGAAGCCGGAUGUUUGGUUCAGCGUGAGAAUCCUGCGAGCCGUACAAAUGAUGGAAAUGCCUUUAAUUAAGACCUGGAUCCACGCGGUGGUCACGGACGCUUUGGCCAGCUGGAUCGUUGAUCCAGGCCAUCUGGAGAUGAAUCUGAGAGCGCAGGAACGGCCCGGACCCAGAUUGGAUUUUAUGGCGAAUUCCAUACCUCAGGGUGUGCUCACCGUUUUCUUGUCCCAAAACGGCGCCGCGGCACCAAUCGGCGACGAAUCGAGAUGGCUCGUGGUAACGCUAGGAGAUCAAAGGCGUGUGACGACUCCCUUGAAUUCCACAUGGAACGAGGACGUCUCGUUCCUGGUGGGUGCCUUGGAUAACGAGAAAGUUUCCAUCAAAUUAAAAGGAAAACGGCUUGUCAGCACGAUCACUCUGGCACAAUUCGAAUUGGCGCUCGGCGUCUAUAACUGGGACAACUCGCAGGUAAUCGAGACGGUGUUACAACAGAAGAAACCGUCCCGUAACAGCGCGAACAUUCCGAACAUCAACGCUCGAUUAGAGUACACCGCCCUUCCGAAAUUGGACCCGGAUCUACCGCAACCAGAAUUAACAGAGGACAACGCACACCUAUCAGUGUCACGAAAAUAUUCCAAUCGAGCUCAGAAAUCAGGGGUGCUCGUGGUGUACAUCCAUUCCGCAGAAAAUCUCAACAGCGACAGCACUCAGUGCAAUCCAUACUGCAUGUUGUUCAACAAUCGGAAGAAGGUGAAGACGACGCAUUACAUUCGUGGCACUAAUUCCCCAUGCUGGGAAUCCAGGGCCCAGUUUCUCGUGCAGGAUUACACCCAAGUCUCGUUAAGCUUCGUGGUAUACUCUUGGAACAUAUCGAAAUCGACCGACAGCGACAUGCUUGGACUUGCUAUACUGUCGUUAUCACAGGAGAGCACCUGGAUAAUAAAGAAAGAACUAUCUCUGAGCGGGUCGAACAAUAUGUCAACGAUGACGGUGUCGGUGAUGUUCCACCCGGUGAAAAGCGUGCAGCAAGUGGUGACGAGUCGAAGGAGCAGCUUAGCCCUUCCGGUGUCGGACGACGAGCCGAAAACAAAAAGGAACAGCUUGCCGUGGAUGCAACAGGCAAAGCUACUAUUGACCCACAAGGACAUAGAUCCGGCCUCGUCGGACGUGUCGAGUCUACUUUCCACCGGAAGCGGACUGAUGGAAGUGACUCUGAUACGGGCGAAGGAUCUUGUGGCGAAGGACUUGAACGGCUUCAGCGAUCCUUUUUGCGAAUUGAAGCUGAACAACGAAACGAAAUACAAGAGCAGCAUAAAGAAGAAAACCCUGAAUCCCUGCUGGGACGAAAGUUCUAUCAUGGGUUUGCCGAGGAUAGGCGAGACCUUGGAUGUCGUGUUAUGGGAUCAUGAUACUUUUGGAAUGAAAGAUUAUCUGGGAAAAGUAUCGUUGACUCUCGAGGACAUCAGGAAAUUGUCGAACAGCGAUCAGUCCCAUUGGUUCACGUUAAGAGGAACCAAAACGGGAUCUGUAGAGUUGAGAAUCAAGGUCUUGUCUGAGGAAUGCGAGACACAAAGCACAUACGCAGCCAGCAACAUCAGCGAGAACUCGACGCAACUAAAUAUUGAAACCUCUGAGUCAGUUUCGAAUAUUAUUCGAAGACCGUCGAUGGAGAAAUCAAAGAUGAGAUUGCAUUUGGACGUUGUACCGCCACCGCCGCCACCGCGUACAGUAACUUUGAUCAAACCAACCAUCUCUAAUCAAUCCGACAAGGCCAGUGUCGGUAGCAAAGAUUCUAACGAGACGAAUGGCAUGCAAACUUCAUGGAUACCUAGAGUCAUCACGGAGAGAGUAACAGAUGCGGUUGAUAACAGCGAUUCGACGAAGUCGCGGGAAGAACGGCGAUCUUCCUAUAAUAGCUUGACACCGAGCCCGGAACAGAACUUCGGCAAGAAAUUGCCACAAUACAAUAGCUUCCGUGUUAUGAAACAAAAGGUGAAGAGAGGACUGAAGCUUCGUAGAUUUCGUUCAGAAGUCAAUAUUGAAGAGAAAAACGAGGCAAAGGGUAUAACAUUGAGUUUGGAGCCCAGAGGAGGAGGAGAAGCCGAUGCUACAGAGCUUUUACAAGAAUCUGGCUUGGCACAUGCUGUAUCGCAACCAGAUAUGCUUGGCAGAAUAAGACAGCCUAGUCCACGUUUAAGACUGAGACCAAAUGAAUUGAAAGUUGUCAACGGCACCAGAGAAAAAUAUUCAGGGAUAGAAGGUAAAGUUCUUCAGGCUCAAGGUCUUCAUGUUGCACAUAUCGCUCAAUUAUACUGUAGAAUUAAACUUCAAACGUGUACCAGCCCUGACAAAAUUACAUCCUCAGCGAACAGUGGCAAAACCUUGGCAAAAUCUCGGCUAUUACCUGCUAUGCCCAACCCUCAGUUCAGUAUAGACUUUCAUAUCGAAGGCGACAAUGUUCCAAGACAAUCUUUAUUAAUAUUUGAAAUUCGAAGUGCUAGCAAAGAGUUACUAGCCAGUCGUCGGAUCACCCUUCAUGAAUUAUUAGGGGUAUCGGCUGCAACCGAUGAAAUUCAGACAUGGCUGGCAUUAAAUAAUGGAGCAUCAUUAGAGGUACAAAUUGCUCAUGGAAGAGAAUUGAAAACUAAGUCCACAAAAAAAUUGUUUCGGUCUUGGUCAGUGCACAGAAUAGGGAAAAUUUAAAAUACCUCAAAAUUGUAUAUUUUUUUACCAUCAUUCAUACACUUUGAUUCACCAAACACAACAUUGUACAAAUUAAACAUUCUUUCUCCGUAAAAAUGGGUUGUAACAAUUAAAACUUUUAUGUACUCAUAUCAUGAUUCAAAUGUUCUAUUUACAUGUAAAUAUAUACAUAUAUAUAAAUAUAUAUUAUAUAUAUAAAAAUAUAUUUAAUUAAAGUGAAUAAAGUACUUCAUGUUAUACUACACAAGAAAAGAUUGUAAUAUUCAUGUUUUGUAAGAUAAAGAGAAUUGAUUUAUUCUUAAUUGUAACA
This is a messenger RNA of Megalopta genalis, 5273 nucleotides long. The record is from RefSeq and is a predicted model, not a curated record. Lineage: Eukaryota; Metazoa; Arthropoda; Insecta; Hymenoptera; Halictidae.